This is a messenger RNA of Aspergillus calidoustus, 1827 nucleotides long. NCBI's taxonomy places the organism in Eukaryota, Fungi, Ascomycota, Eurotiomycetes, Eurotiales, Aspergillaceae. The record is from the annotation of a GenBank genome assembly.
GUAACUAUUGUCAUCAGGCUCAACAAAGGGAUAACCCCUGCCUCCGCUUCUGCGCCGUAACAGACGAUUUAUAAUCGAACCUCGACGAUGCGACCUGUUUUCUCCGAGGGCAUUUCGCCCGGUUUCCAGGGCCAUGCCGGAGCGGGUGGAUUUCUCAUCACCCUGAUGGAAAUCACGUGAUCGAUGGCGUGCUCUCUGCUUGAUCUGAGAGGAUCAAACUUUUCACAACUAACCUCAAUAUGAUUGCCACUAUACUCAACACGACAGGCGGUCACAAAAAUGUCGUGCUCGAGGGCGGCAGAAUUAAUCGGCAUGUAUGAGGGACGAAAGGCAGCGAAAAAGGCGGCUCCAUUGCCGAUGAUGUCGUGAUUGCCCUUGUCUGCUCGUUUUUCUAUAUCAGACGGGCCAUUGGCACUUUUCCCCCUCUCUACACAAUCCCACUCCCCCGCCAGAGCAUCACAUCAUCCCACAAUUCCCCUAACCACGGCACAGCACACACACCCUUCCGGUUGUGUAAGUCGAUAUGCCAGCCAAGAUGCAUUCCAACUACCCCUCCGACACUGAGACCGCGGAUUUGAGGGAUUCUACAGAGUCCGGCUAUGUUAGUGGGGGCUCAAGCGACGACUAUCUCCCCGAAAUCGUCUUCACCAAGCCGCAUCUGCAAUUCCUCAACAGACAGCUUCAAUUCCUCGAGCCUCAAGAUGUCCUCAGAUGGUGUGUCACCUCGCUUCCUCACUUGUACCAGACCACCGCCUUUGGUCUCACAGGCCUCGUGAUCAUGGACAUGCUUUCCAAACUGUCCAUUCCACGCCCUCAAAUGGUCAACCUUAUCUUCCUCGACACUCUGCACCACUUCCCAGAGACCCUCACCCUUGUCGACAAGGUCCGCAAGAGGUACCCUCAUCAACACAUUCAUGUUUACAAGCCUCAAGGCGCCGAAACCGAGGAGGAGUUUGCCAAGAAGCACGGUGCUAAACUCUGGGAAACGGAUGACCAGCUCUAUGACUGGGUCGCCAAGGUGGAACCGGCUCAACGUGCAUACCGUGAACUGAACGUCCAUGCUGUCCUGACUGGACGUCGACGCAGUCAGGGAGGCAAGCGUGGAGAUCUCGACAUAAUUGAGGUCGACGAGGCCGGCCUGAUCAAAAUCAACCCACUCGCCAACUGGAAUUUCGACCAAGUCAAGCAAUACGUCAAGGAAAACGACCUACCAUACAACGAGCUUCUGGACAAGGGCUACAAAAGCAUUGGUGAUUACCACUCUACGCAACCCGUGAAAGAGAACGAAGAUGAGCGUUCCGGCCGCUGGAAGGGUCAAGCAAAGACCGAGUGCGGUAUCCACAACCCUCGAUCCAAGUAUGCUCAGUACCUUAUGGAGAUGGAGCGCAAGCGACAGGAGGAGGCCCUGUCUCAAGCGCUGCAGAACCAGCUCACAACCGCCCAAUAAGUAUUGGGUUAUGGUCGUAUUUUGCAUAGCACUGGCGUUUCCACUUGGUGUUCCCGUUCUAGCGAGUUUACAUGCAGUGUCUUUUACUUCAUCGGCGCAGUUAUGGACAUAAUGUUGUUACGAUUGUUUGAAAGACUUUUUUUUUUUGGGGUGGGGGUGGGGGAACGCGGACGUUCUCAAAAGCAUUUUCAUGCCAAUCACUCUUCCCACAUGAGGGUUUUGUACAGAAAAAAGUGACGCAUAGAGCAAUCUUCAGUACCAUAAUACGAUCCAGAAUUAUAGAAACAUCAGAUUACUCAGGCCUUUUUCCUAUCCAGAUGAUCGCUGCUCAGUCAUUGUGGCAUAUUCUCGCCAAAGCCAGUGGGGCAACGAGGGUUUCC